Dendronephthya gigantea is the source of this 451-nucleotide messenger RNA. Its product is annotated as protein DD3-3-like. The record is from RefSeq and is a predicted model, not a curated record. Bases 62 to 451 code for a protein of 129 amino acids. NCBI's taxonomy places the organism in Eukaryota, Metazoa, Cnidaria, Anthozoa, Malacalcyonacea, Nephtheidae. The transcript is spliced from 3 exons.
UGCAUAUCCCGCCAGUAGCAAACUUGAUCUGAUCUUCGACCAGUCGUCAUCUCAAGAAAAGAUGAGGAAUCUGAUUUUGUCGACCCUUUUGAGUUUGUGUGUUUUAGGACUUCACGUACGCGGCGAUGUCUAUCUUCAUAAUCCGCGGGGUUCUAACAACAGAUUGUUAGGCGAAGGAGCCAAUCGUAAAAAUGGGAACAGAGUGUUCGACUCCCAGAAUAACGCUAAAGGUGGUUACAACGCUGGUGAAAAGAGCGAAAAAAAGACAACUGAUUGGUAUCAUAUGCAAUAUUUCAUGAGCGGCACCUCGGCUGAUGCACCAACUAUCCUGAAUCUUGAAUGGACCAAUCAGCACGGCUGUGGCGACGGUGACCUGAAUUGUAACAUCGUCUUGCAAUACAUGUGUCGCCCUUCCGGACAGGAGGAUGAACAAAGGGAGAUGGAACGGUAA